Messenger RNA from Mastomys coucha (southern multimammate mouse), 6896 nucleotides. RefSeq names its product zinc finger protein 850-like. Gene Ontology annotation, biological process: regulation of DNA-templated transcription. NCBI's taxonomy places the organism in Eukaryota, Metazoa, Chordata, Mammalia, Rodentia, Muridae. The transcript has 10 exons. The record is from RefSeq and is a predicted model, not a curated record. The coding region runs from base 1143 to 5243 and encodes 1366 amino acids.
AAGGGCGCUCCACGCUGGACCUCAAAGCACCAGAGUUACUGCUCUAGGCCUAAAGACUUGGCCUUUUCGGCCCAACCCUGGAUCCUGGAACCAAACUCCCUCUGUUCAGGCCUGCAGAGGAUGCCACCGAAGCCUCCCUCCUCCCCUUGUGCGCAUGCGCACUGCUGCAGCGAGCCAGAGACACACACAUACAACCCCUACCCCCAACCCCCUUCCCCUGUCCAGCAGCUGGGGACCUGGCUUGCAGCCUCCGCAGGGCUAGAAGCCCAGAACCUAGUCAAAGAAACUGGUGGCACUCGGACUCUCAGGUCCGAGAUCUGAUGUCCCAGAGCUUUCAGCAUCACGAUCUUCCGUCGCACUUUGGUGCGGCCGCUGCAGCGCUGACCGCGCUCGCGACCCACCCUCCCGGGAUACCCGUCACCUGGGUGGCCCGCGGGCUCGUGCGGCCUACGCUGUUCUCCGGGGACCCGCUCUGAGGACCCCUGGGGCUCAGGUGGCCGCUCGUGGGUACAGCUGCCAUCCUGACGCGCUGCACCUACACCCCGGCCUGGCUGUGGACAAGGACCGAGAGGGAAGGCGGGUCCGUGAUUUGCACCGGCAGGCCUGGGGAGCAAAGAGCCGGGGGACACCUCGGACCAAGAGGCUGGGCAGCCCCCGGAGUGGUAACCCCUGAAGCAGAGUGGCCCAAGCAGUAAACUCGGGCACGGGUGACUGUGGGCUGCUGCAGUCUAUCUCGCUUGCUGGGAUGCAGACGGGUGGGGUCACCAGGGACCCCUGAAGUGUGGAAGAGGAUUCUGAUCAAGUUCAGAAAAGCAUAGGGGUGAAGCCAGAGGACGUGGUGGCACACACUUGUCAUCUCAGGAUUUGGGAGGUGGAGGCAGGAGGAGAAGGCACUCAAGGUCAUCCUCUGCUGCCUAACGUUGGGUUUGAAGAGAUCCCGUCUGAAAGGAAGGAAAAAAAAAAAAAAGGAAAACAAGGCCUGGAGUGUCUUGAAGUCGCUCUGCCAGUCUUCAAAAGAUGCCCUAGAAGCCAGCAGCCACUACUUUUGUUUAAAAGUGAGAUUAUGUCUCUGGGACAGUUCUGCUCUCGUGGCUGCUCCCUCUCCCUCCAGCUCCAGCCUCUGUGAACAGCUUCUCUAGAACAUGAUCCUUGGGGAAGGACAAGCCAGUUCUUGCAAUUCUGGAAUCAUGGCGCAUAGUAUGGUGAUGUUCAGAGAUGUGACCGUGGACUUUUCUCAGGAAGAGUGGGAGUGCCUGAGUUCCUACGAGAGGGAUCUGUACAAAGAUGUGAUGCUGGAGAACUACAACCACUUGGUGUCACUUGCAGACUGUUCCAUUUCUAAGCCAGAUGUGAUCACCCUGUUGGAACAAGGGAAGGAGCCCUGGAUGAUUGUGAGGGCUGAGAAGAGAAGGUGGAGCCAAGACCUGGAAUCCAGAUACAGUGGUAAAGUGUUAUUUCCAGAAAAGAAUACUUAUGAAAUUAAUCUAUCUCCGUGGGAACUAAUGGAAAGAAUUAAAAGGCGUGGCCUCAAAGACUCCCUUUUGGAAAAAGACUUUGAAUAUAAAAUAUUGGAAGAACAAGAGAACUCUCGUAGGGUAUAUUUCAGACGCGUGAUAAAAACCACCCCUGGAAAAAGACCUCCUUACCGAAAACGCACAUCUAUUAGCCUCUAUCAGAAAACUCCUAACCGAGAAAAGCCCUACGAAUGUGAGGAGUGUGGGAAGGCUUUCAGAGUCCGUCAACAACUUACCUUCCAUCAGAGGAUCCACACCGGCGAGAAGCCCUACGAAUGCAAGGAAUGUGGCAAAGCCUUCCGCCAGUGCGCCCACCUCAGUCGCCAUCAGAGGAUCCACGCUUCUGACAAGCUCUACGAAUGCAAGAAGUGUGCAAAGAUCUUCACAUGUAGCUUGGACCUUCGAGGGCAUCAGAGGUCUCACGUGGGCGAGAAGCCCUACCCGUGUAAAGAGUGCGGGAAGGCCUUUCGAGUCCGUGGACAGCUCAUGCUCCACCAGAGGAUCCACACCGGCGAGAAGCCCUAUGGCUGCACCGAGUGCGGCAAGCGCUUCCGGCAGGUAGCGCACCUCACUCGGCAUCAGAGGCUCCGGGGCGGCAGCUCGCGCCACGAGUGCACGCAGUGCGGCCAGGCUUUCCUGUGCAGCACGGGCCUCCGGCUGCAUCACAAACUGCACACGGGAGAGAAACCCUACGACUGCAAGGAGUGUGGGAAGGCGUUCCGGGUGCGGCAGCAGCUCACCUUGCACGAGAGGAUCCACACCGGCGAGAAGCCCUUCGACUGCAAGGAGUGCGGGAAGACCUUCAGCCGCGGCUACCACCUCACCCUCCACCAGAGGAUCCACACCGGGGAGAAGCCUUACGAGUGUAAGGAAUGUCGCAAGUUCUUCCGCCGGUACUCGGAGCUCAUUUCACACCAGGGCAUUCACAUUGGGGAGAAGCCCUACGACUGCAAGGAAUGCGGGAAGGCUUUUAGGCUGUUCUCCCAGCUGACCCAGCACCAGAGCAUCCAUUUCGGUGAGAAGCCCUACAAAUGUAUGGAAUGCGAGAAGACUUUCAGGCUCCUCUCACAGCUUACGCAGCAUCAGAGCAUUCACACGGGCGAGAAGCCCUACGACUGUAAGGAGUGCGGGAAAGCCUUUCGGCUCCACUCGUCCCUCAUUCAGCACCAGAGAAUCCACUCUGGCGAGAAACCGUACAAAUGUACAGAGUGUAAGAAGGCCUUCCGUCAACACUCACACCUCACCUACCAUCAGCGGAUUCAUAAGAAUUCGCUUACAGGUGGCACCCAGUGUGGCUUAGGCAUAAUGGGUAAUUCUGCCUUAAAUGUGAUAGAGGAAAGGUCAGGUUAUGAGGAGUUAACAGUGUUCUUUAAGGAGGAGUUUCAAAUAAUGGCCCAGGUAAUGACGUUCAGAGAUGUGGCCGUAGACUUCUCUCUGGAGGAGUGGGAGUGUCUGAGCUUGGAGCAGAGGAGUCUAUACCGAGACGUGAUGCUGGAGAACUACAACCACCUCGUCUCAGUGGGACUUUGCAUUUAUCAACCACAUGUGUUCCCUGUAUCAGAAAAAGAGCAAGAUGCCUGCAUGGAUUUGGGCAAUGAGAUGAGCAGAUUUUGCCCAGAUACAGAUUCCGGGUGGCAGAUGAAGAAAGUCCUACGAAAAAGCAGCACAUGCGCGAGUCGGUUGUCCCACUGGAAGGUAACGGGAAUGGAGCCAAACCACAGGCUUGAAGGCUCAUGUCCUGCCGACUGGGAAGGCGAAGGUCAGGAUCCAUCACAAAAUGAGAGUCAGGAGGAAAACCUCAAGCAGAUGACACUCACAUACGACAGAUCGCCCCUUCCGAAUCUGCUUACAGCUUUUAAUCAGUGUCCAAGGCUGAGUACAGCAGAGAAAGCAAAGGAGCUUAAAUCUGAGAAAUCCUUUACUUUUGCACCAGAGCCCUCUCGACUUCAGUUCAUUCACACAGGUGAGAAAUUCGAGGAAGAUAAGAAAUGCGGAAAGACCCUUCCUCCUGGCACUAAACUUCCUCGCUACCGUGCAGUUCACGACGGCAAGAAGGCAUUUCAGUGUGACGAGUGUGGCAAGGCUUUUAGCUUCCGUUCUAGCCUCACUGGUCACAAGAGAAUUCACACUGGGGAAAAGCCUUUCAAAUGUAAGGAGUGUGGGAAAGCCUUCAGAUUUCAUUCACUACUCAGUGUCCAUGUUCGGACUCAUACUGGCGAGAAGUCUUACGAAUGUAAGGAAUGUGGAAAGUACUUUAAUUACAGCUCAGACCUGACUCGCCAUCACCGGAUUCACACUGGAGAAAAGCCCUAUCAGUGUAGGGAAUGUGGGAAGGCCUUCAGCUGUGGCUCAGACCUGACGCGUCACGAGAGGAUCCACACUGGCGAGAAGCCCUAUGAGUGUAGUGAGUGUGGGAAGGCCUUCAUCCAACAGUCACAUCUCAUUAAACAUCAGAGAAUCCACACAGGUGAAAAACCUUACGUAUGCAAGGAGUGUGGGAAAGCCUUCACGUGUGGGUCACAAUUAAGUCAACAUAGAAAGAUUCAUACUGGUGAUAAAUUGCAUAAAUGUAAAGAAUGUAAAAACUCCUUUAGUUUUGCCUUAGAUCAUACCCAGCGGCAGUUAAUUUACAUUGGUGAGAAGUUCUUUGAGGAUAAGGAAAACGGGAAGGCAUUCUUUCCGGACGCAGAAUUUCCCCAGUGUGAGACAGUUCACACCGGUAAGAAACUGUACGAGUGUAAAGAAUGUGGCAAGGCCUUUAGUCUGCGCUCCAUCGUUAGUAGUCUUAAAAAAAUUCAUAACAGGGAAAAACUCUUUAAAUGUAAGGACUGUGAAAAGGCCUUCCGUUGCCCCUCAGACCUCUCUCGACAUCAGAAGAUUCACACUGGCGAAAAACCCUACAAGUGUAAGGAAUGUGGGAAGGGCUUUAUUUGCAGAUCUGACCUUGGCCGGCAUCAGAGAGUUCACACUGGUGUGAAGCCUUAUGUGUGUAAGGAGUGUGGGAAAGCUUUCACUCGAGGAGCACACCUGACUCAACAUCAGAAAAUUCAUAGUAAGAAAUCACACGAAUUCAAUGAAGGAGAGAAGGCUUUCAGUUCUGGUUUAGAACACACUCCACAUUCCCUGAUUCAUAUGGGUGAGCAAUUCUGGGAAGGUAAGGAAUACGGAGAGACCGUCCUUCAUGAUCCAGAACGUUCUCAACUUCAGACUGCUAAGACAACAUAUGACUGUAAGGAGAAGGGUAAGGACUUUAGUUGGCGUUCACGCAAUACGGAUCUCAAGACAAUUCAUAUUCGGGAGAAACGUUUUCAAUGCAAGGAAUGCCCAAAGGCCUUUAGAUACAGCUCAGAACUAACCCGACAUCAGAGACUCCAUACUGGAGAAAAGCCGUAUAAAUGUCAGGAGUGCUGGAAAGCAUUUGCUUCUGCGUCAGACCUUGCCCGGCACCAGAGGAUCCACACUGGCGAGCGGCCCUAUGAGUGUAGUGAGUGUGGAAAGGCCUUUAUUCAACAGUCACAUCUCAUUAAACAUCAGAGAGUUCACAGUGCCGAGCAGCCCAAGGACAUGAUGAAUGCAGACAAGCCGUUACUUGGCAGUCAGAUGGUAUUAAACAUGAGAGAGUUCACACUGGUCAACAAUCUUAUAAACUUAAGGAGUGUUGGAAAGAUUCUGCUCAUGGCUCAGCUCAAUCAGUGUCAGAAGAUUUAUCCUGACGAAAAAUUAAGUUAAGGUGGAGAACUCGGAAAAGCCGAUUUCUGGGUCUCAAAUCUUACCCAGCACUAGAAUGUCCACAUUGGUGGGAAAUCUGUAACAGAUCUUGGGAAGCCUUCGGCUGUAACUCAAGUCUCUGUCCAUGUCAGUCCAUGGGGUAGAAAAUCCUACAGUGUAAACAAUGUGGAGACUUUGUGGGUUCACAUCUUGCUCAAAGAGAGAAAAUCCAUGAGAGGAAACUGGAUAUAAGAUAUGGAUAGUAAAUCCUCAAAAGGGACAUAAAAGAAUGUGGAAAUGCCUUUCAGAUUCACGGCUUUAGAGAGUGUAGCCUGGCAAGCAACCCUGGCUAUCCCAGAAAGGUGGAAAACCUUUUAUCUUGGACUCACCUCUCAUAUGACAGGAAGUUCAUACUGGUGCAGAGCCCCAACAAUGUCUGAAGUGAUUUUAGUUACUCUGUCAGCUUGGGUCAACACCUGGACAUUUAUACGAUUUCCUGAGGCAGGAAACCCAGAGCCUGUGUGUGCUGAACACACACUCUUGUUUCUCAGCUGCAUCCCCAGCCCUUACAUUUGAGGAAGCCCAUGAAGAUGAGUAUGUUGAGAUGUUUUUCUAAGAGCUUACACUUUUCACUACUAUGUUAUCUUGUGACACAAAAACAAGAAAAGCUAAUUUCUAACUCAUUGAGUUCAUUUCUUAAAAAAAAAAAAAGCUUUUGGCAAAAUAACAUGUCUGUCAGUCUGUCAUUCAAAGUCAUGAUGUGAUUGCUGUUAAUUUAGGAAAAACUCUACUUGUGGGUUAUGUAUGGUGAGGAUGCCUCAUAAGGAAAGUGGCAUAUGGCUCUAUUGUAGAGUAUUUGCAGUGACAUUUAAUGUGUAACAUGUGAGACAUGAUUUUUAUAUGUGUAUUACUUACUUUCUAGGGAAACUUGGAAGUGUUUGUUUUUUAACACAACACAAAAAGCCCAAACAAAUUUUUAAAAAUUCAGAAUUGUAUUUUAAAAAGUUCUGUGAGGGCUGGAGAUGUGGUGCAGUUGGUAGAGUGCAUGCCUGGCAUGCAUGAAGCCCUGGGUCUGCUCUCUAGCUGCAUAACCAGGCACUGUGGCAUACGCCUGUGAUGCUGGUGCUCAGAAGCUGAGGGUCAUGCUUGGACGAUGUAGUGAAUUCAAGGCCAACCAGGAAUUCAUGAGACUGACUCAAAGGAAAAGGAAAAUCAUGUCCAACCUACGUUACCAUGAGAUCUAUAAUAUAUAUUUAUAUAACGUAUAUAUCCUGUGGAAGAAAAGGAAAUCCUGCAGAGAAUCUGUAAGCUUAUUUAGCAUAAUUCCUACAUUUGAAAAGUUUCAGUUAUAAAGGUAAAUGAAAAGUCACGGAAGAGGUGAGCAUUGAAAGAGAUGAUGGUGCUAGCUUCUUGUUUGAGCGUUUCUUGUGGAUGGAUGACAGUUCCAAAUGAUGCAGAUGUAUGUUUAGUUCAGUCCCGGGUGUCGUACAAGUGCAGUUCCUGGUACCUCUCUUAGUACUAUGUCUUAUGCAAUUGUGAGUAAGUGUACAUACAGGACAUUUAAAGGUGUCUUGUGUGCAUGGCAUUCUGAAAUUAUUGUUAUCUAUGAACUUUACCACAUGGAGAAUUUUUCAUAUAUCUUUAUUGUAAUAAAGCCAUAUUACUUCAUGCUGA